Nematostella vectensis (starlet sea anemone) is the source of this 1372-nucleotide messenger RNA. RefSeq names its product myosin-1. Gene Ontology annotation, molecular function: protein binding. NCBI's taxonomy places the organism in Eukaryota, Metazoa, Cnidaria, Anthozoa, Actiniaria, Edwardsiidae. The record is from RefSeq and is a predicted model, not a curated record. The transcript has 5 exons. The coding region runs from base 103 to 762 and encodes 219 amino acids.
UGUCAAUAAUACGCAUCACAAAACGCUGUAACACAUCAAGGAAGUCGAGGUAAAAUCGUCCAUCGAGAAAGAAGGACCUCGACUUUUUUUAUCCCAUGCGCCAUGGAAAUUUACAAGGCGUGCUACGACUUUCAGGAUAACUGCGAAACUUCUUUGGAUUUUAAGAAAGGAGAUACAUUUUACAUCACACAGAAGACCGACACUGGUUGGUGGGCUGCGAGAAACUUGAAAAGCAAUGAGUUGGGCUAUAUCCCAUCAGCGUAUGUCGAAUUUCUAGCUCUAGUCCAUCCUGAAACCUUAGAGUGUAUGGAAAGUCUGCCAGAGCCAGAGAAAAUUAAAAUGGACAGAUUAUGUGAAUUAACAGCAAAGACACAGCAGUCCCCUGGACUUGGGCGUAACCACCCAGGCUACCCACCGGAGGACUAUAAUAGACAAGAGAAUGAGAGUCCGCCACCCGUACGAACAGCAAUAAAACCCAUGAUGAAGUCAACAGAACAAACAAAAUUACAGAAAGACUUAAAAUUCAACCAACAGAGAGGAAUCAACCUUGGGAGACCUGAGCUCGUCAAAACUUGGGAAAAAUUUGAAAGCAAAAAGACAGCAAAGGAGAUGGAGUCAUUAAAUGAGUCAGAAUUAUCUGCAAAACUUAAGACAAUAUCAAAAAAGCUUGAGGAGGAGGAACAUCGAAAGCAAAUUGAGGAAAAAAAGCCAGAAUUCAUGAAAAUCAACCUACGAAAGGCAAAACCUCAGACAGCUAGCUGAUCACCCCAGGCUUUCCGAUAUGCUAUUAUACUGCGCCCAGAUGAAUUUUAUGUAGGGCUGUCAUGAUAAAAUGUUGGUGGUUAAAAGCGUGAUGAAGACUGAAAACCACCUUUUCAUAAUGCAGAACAUUGACAUGGUGUGAUAUAUGAUGAAUCUGGAAAUUUCUGGUUUGGGUGGUUAUGACUUCAGUUCACUGUAACUGUGGUACAGAACGAAAGGUGAAAGGGCCUGACGUUAGUAUUCGUCAGACAAAUAUCUUUGCUGCAAAAAAGGAGUAAGCUUAGAUAUAUGGAGACCAAAUUAUGACACCACUGGCAGCAAUCACAAACCUAUUUAUUUGUCUCUGGUGGUCUCUAGUAAUAUCUUUAACCACACGCAGUGACUGUAGGCAAAAGUGAGGGGAUAUUCAAAGAGCGCGGAAAACAGAGUGAAACCCCCAAUGUUACCGUAAGAUGACGUUUCUUGGGUUUUAGGCAUGUUCAGUUAACUUACUUAUUUGAUAAGUUCAAAAGUGAGAUCUAUUCAAGCAAGUAAUUUAAGAGAGUUUAUAUAAAUGAAACCACUAUGAUUGGUUUGCAAAAUAUACAUAAUAAAGUUGGGAUUUAAAUAA